UUCUCCUUCCGGGAAGAAGUAGGGGAUAUCCAGUGAUUACAUCAACGUCAGUAGGAUGCUAUAAAAACACAGCCUUGGCUGGGAUUCUCAGAGAAGAUGUUACCUAUAGCGUCCUGAUGUUUCUGCCUGCUCGGGGACACAGGUGAAUAUCUCAGAAGCAGCUGAUUUAAGUUCCGAGGAAACAUCAAAGUAGUGAUUACUUGUAACUGCCUGGUCAUUCUUCGUUUGAAAUUCCAUCUUUAUCGCAGUGAUUGACAACGAGUCAGAAUGCUACGAAGUGCAUCUCAUUCACAAAAUAAUCCGACAUUCUCAAACCGUAAACCCCUUCUAAGCCACUGGCUAAUUCAGCAGAUAGAUAGUGGAGAAUACCCAGGCCUCUACUGGCUGGAUACCAAUCGCACCAAGUUUCGUAUUCCCUGGAAGCAUAUUUCACGGAGUGACAUUUCUCCAAAUGACUACAAGCUGUUUAUGGCCUGGGCUUCAGUUACUGGAAAAUACAAUGGUCUACAAAGUGAGUUUAACCCAGCAACAUGGAAAAGCACAUUCCGAUCUGCACUGUUCAGCUGUGGCAGAUUUAAGAAAUUAGAAAAUAAUGUAGACAAUCCCGUUGACCCUCAUAAAGUUUAUGAGGUCAUCAGUAGUUCCAGUACCUCUUGUAGGAGAGGGGCUGCAUGUGGACAACAACUUCUACAGAAUAAUAUUCCUGAAAAGGGAAUGCCACUUCACAGCUUACCAAGUUAUGCAAAUGACCCUUUGGUACAUGGAUACAACCCAGAAGUUCCACUGCUUGAAAUACCAUGUUAUGGAGUCCUGGAGCAUGAGCAAAUCCCAGUGCAGAAUGCCUACAAUCCCACCAUGUCUUCUAGUCAGUCAACAUAUGAGCAACCUGACCAAAGAAUGAAUGGCUUCAGAACAGAACUACCUAAUAGGAGACCACUGGAAGCAACAGCAUCAACGGUUCUUGAAGCUGCCGCACUGUCAAUUAGACCAGAACCAUUCAGUUCUCAGCUAGAAUACAACAUUCCUACACAGCACUGUUACACAGGUCCUGCACUAAAUCAUUUGGAAUUCAUUGUUAACUACAGGAAAACAGAAGUGCUGCACACGUACAGUAGAGGUUUCAACAUCUACCAGUUAUGUUACAAACAUGACAUAUGCUAUGGUCAACAGAUUCAUUUCCCCAGCCCAGAGACUCUUCCAAGUAAAAAACAAGUUUCCUUUACUAAGAAGAUUCUUGACAAUAUCAAGAAUGGUCUCCUUAUUGAAAUUAAGAAGAAGGGUGUUUUUGCCAAGAGGCUUGGAGAAAGCCAUGUCUACCAUCUGCUUGAAGAUCUGCCAGAUAAAACAAAUGAGAUUCAAACUAUCAACUUGCUGCCUCGGAAUGAAGAGCGCAAGAUAUUUUGUUUUGAAAAGUUUUUACAUGAUUUAGAAAACUUCAAGAAGAAAAAGGCCACCUCUCCAAAAUUUGAAAUAUACCUCUGUUUUGGACAGCGAAUGCAUGAUCUGCAGCAUAAGGAAAAAAAGCUGAUUUUAGUAAAGAUUGUACCUAAAUUCUGCAGUUACCUUUAUGAAGUGGCACAGCGUGAGGGUGCAUCUUCUCUGAACAGUGACACGGUCAGCCUACAGAUCUCAAACAAUAGCUUAUACGAUAUCAUUGAUUCCUUUUUAAAUUCCAUGGAUGUGGACAUGAAUGUAGAAUGUUUUCCAAACCUUUGAGGAAUAAGUGCUUUCAUUAAUGUUAGAAGCUCUAUCAGCACUCUCCAGAUGCAACAAAGAAAAUUCUGUUAAAGCAAGAAACACCCGAAGUAUAUACAUGGCUGCCUGCUGUAUAUGAUCAACGUUUUUAUUUAUGGUAAUGGGGAGUACACUGACUACUUCUGGAAACAAGGCCAGGCCUUCAGAAUAUUAUUCAGAUGACUCACUUCUGAGCUUCCAAGUAACACAAAGCAGUCUUUUUCUUAAUUACAUAGGCUAUGAGUUCUGUGUCUCGCAUUCAGACGUUUUAACCUUUUUAGCAGCAAACUCAUGAACUGUCAUUUCAGAGCCAGUCCCAAAUUCCUUUUCAGUGAGACAGGAACCAUCAAGCUAGAUUCAUUUAAUGGGCAGUUGUUCCAGUUGUAUCUAACUUAUCUCAAGGUUUUGUGAACUUAAUUUUGGGAGUAUACUCCUGCCUGGGGAUAUGGUGAGUGUCUCACAAGUAAAAAUAAUUUUGAUGAAAUGGGUUUCGUGGUUUUUGACACUUUGAAAAGUCAGUCAAGGGCAAGAGCCAUAUCCAUUUAGAAACAGUACUGGGCAUUUUUCAUAUCAUGCAGCUUGUUUAACCUCUUAGCUCUGUAACAACUUUCAAAUAGUUAAUAUUAGUACUUGUGUCUCCUCUCCCCUCUUCUUUUACCAUUUGUUCAUCAUAUUCUUGGGAUGCUAUUCAUUUGUGUCCUUUUAUAAUCUUCAUAUGAUCCCACAUUCAAGCCCUAACUGUUUAGGAGCUCAGUUAAAAGAUGGCAUUUUACCUUUUAACCCCUUUUGAUGCCUUUCAGUCUGACUUUCACCUUAAUCUGUUAAGGUUCAAUGUAAAUGGCGUAAAAGUGAAUGAAAGAUAAAAUAUUUUGUAAGAUAUUUUCACACCCUUGAAAGCCCACUAGACAGCAUUAUGUUCCAUAUGUCACUAAAUACAGUGCCCUCUUAUAAAUAUCUGUAACACACUUAACCAUCAUAUCUACUUCACCAAAAAUAAAUUGUUUAAUACUACAUUCCACCACAGGUUUGUCUUACUUUUUCACAAGAUACUUCCACGUUUUCUGGGAGCAGUUCACUUUUUCUGAUGUCACUGCUAACUGAAAUGCUGUUGAUAGAAAAUUGUAAACUUUUUUGCUGCCUUGGCUUACUGUUUGAAAACAGCAAUUGGUUGAUGCAGACAGGGUUGUCCCUCCCACCCUUGGGAAAUAUUUAUUUAAUAUAUGCAUUUGAAAGUUAUCUUUCUGGCAUUCCAUUAUGCGUUGCAUAUACAACUGUUUCAGUAACAGUGCCAAGUCACUUGGGACAAAUUGACAUAAUGUCUUAUUUGAUUACAGUGAUGUUGUGCUCACUGUGACCUCUUCCAUUUUACAACUCAAGGCUCUGUGCAGUCAUUUUAGUUUGUCUGCUAUAUUCUACAAGUUUGGGACCAACUGUGCCCCAUAUGACCAGUGUAUAACUAUUAGCUCAAAUUCUGAAGAAGCUGGUGAGGGUGAAAUGGGACUGACUGAGGCUUACUCACCCAUCGACUAUUGAUAGUCCUGCAACAGGACCAAAAUAUGGGUGAAUGCAUAAAAUUACAGCUCCAUGCACACAAAUUUAAUAGUAUGCAAGCCACUCUAUUUGGGAGUGUUUACAUGCCCCAACCUAAGUAUAUUGGCCAUGGAACAUUGUCUCUGGCCUACAAGGGGAGUGUGUUAGGGACUUACAAAAUAUAUUUUUUUAAUUCUCCCCCUUUCCAUAUGACAGCCUUGUUUGAUGGUUCUUGCCUUCCUCUCUGUAGAUCAUUAUAUAUAAUGUUCCUAUUGAGCCACUGUAGCUAGAUAGCACAUGCAUGUUAGUACUGAGCACGUGCGAGAACAGUGCCAUUUUGUGCAGUCAGCCAGAGCGAAUGCAGGCAGGAAUGGAAAUGCAUUUCCGAGUGUGUUUGAAGUAACGUGUGAAUCAUUUAACUUGAAUAUAUGUUCCAAUUACAGUUCCUGACAAUGUUUAUGUACAGUAAAUAUCUUGAACCCAUACACUGCUUCAUCGUCUCUUUUGAAUGCACGAGACAAGCAACAUGGUCUCAGAAGUGGGAUGUCUAAAACAACAUGGUGCCAGAAAAUUAUCUGAAGUUGAAACAACACACACAAGCAAUGAGGCACAUGGUUAGAAGUGGAGGAAUAUGUCAGAGUGAACUCACAAACAGGUCAGCAGUUAUUCAAAGGUACUUAAAUUUGUUACUCAUUCACUCUGGCGCAGCUCAGAAAAAGCAGCCUGCUUAAUGCCACCAUAGGAACAACAGUGCAGCCUGAGCUCAUUUUCAGAAAAUCCAUUUGUAAUACCAUACAGAAAACAAAUGUUCAGAACUCUUUAACU
Protopterus annectens (West African lungfish) is the source of this 4089-nucleotide messenger RNA. RefSeq names its product interferon regulatory factor 3-like. Lineage: Eukaryota; Metazoa; Chordata; Ceratodontiformes; Protopteridae. The record is from RefSeq and is a predicted model, not a curated record. Gene Ontology annotation, biological process: regulation of transcription by RNA polymerase II; immune system process. The transcript is spliced from 8 exons. Gene Ontology annotation, cellular component: nucleus. The coding region runs from base 268 to 1716 and encodes 482 amino acids. Gene Ontology annotation, molecular function: RNA polymerase II cis-regulatory region sequence-specific DNA binding; DNA-binding transcription factor activity, RNA polymerase II-specific; protein binding.